AUGGGAUACCACCCGUGGGAUCUAUCUACUGAAGAGCUUAUAGAAUAUCUCAAAGUCGGUCUUCACACCCUCUACUCGAUAUCAAAACAACAUGCAAGACUGGCUCUCUUCCCGUACGGUAGUUGUGCUGACAAGCCAACCCGGGUUUUACAGUGGAGUUAUCUCGGCGGCGUGGUAUACACCCUUGCCGCGUAUUUCACCAAAGUGACCCUCCUCCUUCUCAUAGCCCGCCUUCUCUCGGUCAAGCGCCAUGUGGUAUUGGGCAUAUACGCCUUCAUCCUCGCCGUCACGAUCUACUGCUUCGUUGUGUUCCUGUUAAAGGCUUUCGCUUGUCAACCCGUUGCCGCACUUUGGGAUUUCAGAAUGCAGGCCGACUUUUGCGUUGACAAGCGCAAGGUCUACUUAAGCGAAACUGUCAUCGACUUCGGCACAAAUGUCGCAAUCAUGGUUGUUCCCAUCCCGUUCAUAACUCCGCUACGGACAUCGCUGGCCGGGAAGAUCAAGAUCGGGACGCUGUUCGGAAUCGGCGGGAUUGGCAUCUUUGUUGGCGCAUACCGACUUUAUGUGGUGAUCCAAUUCUUUACUGAGGUGGAUGCGACCGGGAAAGCCAUCCUACCGUGUACUCUCUCGGUGCUGGAGCUGACCCUCGGCUUCAUCUGCGCUUGCUUGCCUCCAAUCAGUCUCCUGAUAGAGAAAUGCCGCAACUGCAAACGAGCCUCGCCCAAAACUCCCAGAGCCGGGCUGUACAAGAGAAUGGGGCGGCAUUCUGGCGGCUCCACCGCGCCCCUGACCACCGUAACCGCGGCCUCAGACCACACACCCCAGAUGCGUCAGGAUGACUGGGAUGACCGCCACAGUCCUCAACAACAAGCCUCCACAGGCAGGACCGACGCAGACGUUGAACUAGACAUUCUGCCGGGUAGCCCACCCCGGCAACCCGGUUCCAGUUCGUGGUCCUACCCGAUAGCGACAGACACAGAAGCUACCGGCGGGACUGCAAAUCGCAGCGCAGCUAUCACUUACGCCGGCCAGCGGUUCCCUACGGAUCAGCCGGAGCAGCUGCACAGUCGCUCGGCCCGGGCGAUGCAGCAAACGACACCCUCGUUUUUGUCUACAUCAGCCGUCGCGAAUAGGUGGUUCUCCCCCUAUAAAAGCAGCCAGAGAGCACCCCUAUCCUCAGUAACAUCGUCCGGGUCUAUGGGCGGCAUAAUGCGCACCAUCGAGAUCACGCUCGAGACCUCGGAAGCUGACAAGCCCCAGGACGAAAAAGCUACUGGUGGUGAUUCUACCGGCGGGCAAAGCAAUAGUCGUGGAGUGCAGCCGCCUCUAGUAGCGAUGACGCGAGCCGCAGCCGGGGAACGGGCCAGAACCAUCCAUGCUCGCAUCUGGGAUGGAAAAUCACACGACCUUGGUACUCGAGCAAUAGGAUACACCUAA
Messenger RNA from Pyricularia grisea, 1437 nucleotides. RefSeq lists its product as uncharacterized. The record is from RefSeq and is a predicted model, not a curated record. The transcript has 2 exons. NCBI's taxonomy places the organism in Eukaryota, Fungi, Ascomycota, Sordariomycetes, Magnaporthales, Pyriculariaceae. Bases 1 to 1437 code for a protein of 478 amino acids.